Molecule: messenger RNA, 1791 nt
Organism: Choloepus didactylus (southern two-toed sloth)
Lineage: Eukaryota; Metazoa; Chordata; Mammalia; Pilosa; Megalonychidae
Product: zinc finger protein 596-like
Exons: 1
Coding region: 173-1726 (517 amino acids)
Biological process (GO): regulation of transcription by RNA polymerase II
Cellular component (GO): nucleus
Molecular function (GO): RNA polymerase II transcription regulatory region sequence-specific DNA binding; DNA-binding transcription factor activity, RNA polymerase II-specific
Source: RefSeq, a predicted model, not a curated record
UAGGCUGCGGAAAUGGCGGCGGGGAGUAGUCAAGACCAGGAGACCCGAGGGAUUUGAAGAAUUGAUUUGGUGUAUGGACAUCACUGAUACCUCCAAAUGAAGCUUGGAUGCUUAGUGCUUGGACAGAGAGUGAAAACCCAGAGGAAGAUAGUUGGUGGCAGAACUACUGACAAUGAAACCAGUGGAAUCAGUGACCUUCAAUGAUGUAGCAAUCAACUUUACCAAGGAAGAGUGGGCCAUGCUGGAUAUGAACCAGAGAAAGAUGUUCAGAGAUGUUAUGCUGGAGAAUAUCAAUCAUCUGGUGUUCAUGGGGUAUCAGGUCUGCAUAUCAGAAGUGCUUUCACUGUCAGAACAAGGGGAACUGUGGAGAGAAGGAUUAAGGUUUCUCCAAGUACAGAGUCCAGGCAGGGAAAAUGACUAUCAAAAAGAAGAAAUGAUAACCAUGCAACAUAUCUCUGAGAAGGACACAUCUGCUAACCAGACAAAUCAGAUUUCUCACACUGAAGAGGAUCCCCUUGAAAGUAAUGAUUUGGGAGAAUAUUUCACUCACUGCACAAUGACUGACAUGGGAAAGAAAUCCAAUGUAAACAAACAAUUUCAAAAUGUUCUCAAUUAUCAUUCACUCAUUGGUCAAAAUAAGAAAACUCAAACUGGAUGUAAAUCAUAUAAUUGUCAUCUAUGUGGAAAAGUCUUCAGAAGUAAUUCUGGCCUUAGACAACUUGAGAAAAUACACACUGGAGAAAAGCCAUAUGGCUACCAUCUAUGUGGAAAAGACUUCACUGGUAGUUCUACCCUCAGACAACAUGAAAGAAUUCACACUGUAGAGGAUCCAUAUGUCUGCCAUCUAUGUGGGAAUUCUUUCAGUCAAAGUUUUAACCUUAGGCAACAUGAAAGAAUUCACAAUGUGGAGAAACUAUAUGCCUGCCAUGUAUGUGGGAAAGACUUCACUGAUAGUUCUACACUCAGACAGCAUGAGAGAACUCACACUGGGGAGAAACCAUAUGUCUGCAAUAUGUGUGGGAAAUCCUUCAGUCAUUGUGGUACCCUUAGGCAACAUGAAAGAAUUCACACUGGAGAGAAACCUAAUAUCUGCAAUAUAUGUGGGAAAUCCUUCAGUCAUUGCGGUAACCUUAGGCGACAUGAAAGAAUUCACACUGGGGAGAAACCCAAUAUCUGCAAUGUAUGUGGGAAAUCCUUCAAUUGUUGUGAUACCCUUAGGCGACAUGAAAGAAUUCACAAUGGGGAGAAACCAUAUGUCUGCAGUAUGUGUGGGAAAGCCUUCAGUCAUUGUGGUACCCUUAGGCAACAUGAAAGAAUUCACACUGGAGAGAAACCAUAUGUCUGCAGUAUGUGUGGGAAAUCCUUCAGUCAUUGUGGUACCCUUAGACAACAUAAAAGAAUUCACACUGGAGAGAAACCCAAUAUCUGCAAUAUAUGUGGGAAAUCCUUCAGUGAUUGUGGUAACCUUAGGCAACAUGAAAGAAUUCACACUGGAGAGAAACCCAAUAUCUGCAAUAUAUGUGGGAAAUCCUUCAGUAAUUGUGGUAACCUCAGGCAACAUGAAAGAAUUCACACUGGAGAGAGACCCAAUAUCUGCAAAAUAUGUGGGAAAUCCUUUACUCGUUGUGGUAACCUUAGGCGACAUGAAAGAAUUCACACUGGGGAGAAACCCAAUGUCUGCAAUACACAUGGGAAAUCCUUCAGUCUUUGUGGUACCCUUAGGUGACAUGAAAGAGUUCACACUGCAGAGCAACUACAUGUCUGCCAUCUGUGCAGGAAAUCUUUCUAUGU